CCCCAGAGUGCAACGCGUUUGCUCGCUUCCUCUCGGUUUCGCUCUCUGCUACUACACACCCCUUCUAAGAGGCCGUGCGCGCCUGCAUCGCUGCCUGGCCCGGUGGCCGUAGCCGCUGUGGUUUGUGGGCGAGGCUGUGGGUUGACCUUUAUCUCCUUCGGCCAGACCUUGCAUAGCGCGCCCGCCUGCGGCGUUUUCGGCUGCCCCUCCUUAGUCGAAGCAGGCGACCAGGGCUCUUUGCCUGCUUUACUCACUCUAGCGCCUGGCAGCACUGACCUGAAGAGAGCUUUGAAAAGGGCAAAGGAAUUUAUGUGCCAAAGAUCAGACAAGAGAAGGAAAAGAUGUGGACGGCUAUCGCAAAAUGCUUACUACGCACCAAAGUCCAUGCAGACUGUUCUCGUACUCUGCUGCAAGCACAAAAGGGCAAAUGCAUUCAUCAAAAGUGUUUCUCUCUGAGCAGGAGGCCUUGGCAACAGUCAGCUGGGACAGCACAGGCAGUUCAGGCCUUCAACAUGAGUGCAACCAUCCAGAAAGUAGAAGCUCUGGAUGCAAGUCAGUAUAUUUGUGUUCACUGGGAAGAUGGGAGUGAGAGCCUUUAUCCUUCUGUGUGGCUACGGGACAACUGCCAAUGCCCUGACUGUUUCUUGCACUCUGCUAAAGCACGCAAGCUGCUUCUUGAAAAUCUGGAUGUCAACAUUGCAGCAAAGGGGGUCACUUUGACUGAGAGCAAAAAGGUGUGCGUAUUAUGGCCAGAUGACCAUACCAGUGAAUUUGAGGCCGAAUGGUUGAAGAAGAGAUGUUUUUCUGAACAAGCAAGGGCAAAAAUACAAGAAGAAUUGUUUUUAUCAGAACGUCAGUACUGGGGUUCUGAUCUACAGCUUCCAACCAUGACAUUUGAAGAAGUGUUGCACAAUGAUGAAAGUGCAUACAAGUGGUUGGUCACUCUUAAGAAGGUGGGAAUUGUGCUGCUAACAGGAGCUGCUACUAGACAGGGAGAGCUGCUUAAACUUGGACAGCGGAUUGGUUUCCUUCGCCUUACAUUUUAUGGGCCUACUUGGCAAGUACAAGACAAAGCGGAUGCUAACAAUGUCGCUUACACAAGUGAGAAGCUAAGUUUUCACACUGAUUAUCCUGUUCUGCAAUUUCCACCUGGGGUUCAGUUACUGCACUGUAUAAAACAGACUCCCACAGGAGGGGAGAGUGAGGUUGUUGAUGGAUUUCAUGUAGCAAACAAGCUUAAGGAGCAAAAUCCUCAAGCCUUCCAAAUCCUGACCUCCACUCUUGUAGACUUCAUGGACAUUGGGGUGGAUUACUGCGAUUUCUCCAUGCAAGCCAAACAAAGAAUUCUAGAUGUAGAUGACAGAGGCCAGGUGGUUCGUAUCAAUUUUAACAAUGCAACCCGAGACACUGUAUUUGACAUACCUGCUGAAAAAGUCAAGCCGUUUUAUGCUGCUCUCAAGGAAUAUGUUCAUCUGUUAAACUCUGCAGAUAAUAAGUAUACCUACAAAAUGAAACCAGGUGAAAUAGUGGUGUUUGACAACUGGCGUUUACUUCACGGUCGACAGAGCUACCAGACAGGAACAGAAGUAUCACGCCACCUUGAAGGGGCCUAUGCAGACUGGGAUGUGGUGAUGUCAAGGCUCCGAAUUCUACGGAAGAAUGUCCUGAAUAGAAAGUAAUCUUUGAAGGCUGGACACCUGGGGACUUGCAGCCUGUACAGAGGUGGGGGCCAGUCUGGGUGCUCUGUCCUGAAGACUAAAUAAUCCAGUGGUUUUUUCCAGACCAUCCUGAGGAAGCUCCUGAUUGACAUAGCUCCCAGAGAUCUUAUCCUAUUCUGUUCUGGAGAUUAACCUGGUUUUUCACCCAAUGGUUGACUCAACAGCACCUAGCUGUCCUUUCCUGCUAACUAGAGCCUAAGCAACUCAUUUUUUUCCUGGGGAAUUCUGAGGAAUGAAACAGCAAAGAUGAUCGCUAGCACAGAAGUGGUAGAAAAUUUUCAACAAGGCCAAGCAAGCAUGGUUUAGAGCUCAUUUGAAGGCUUAUGCUGUAGCAGUGAGGAUGGCAAUGUAAUAUAAACAUCAGUAGUCACAUCUUGUUAAAUGAGUGAUUUUGUCUUGUCGGUCUCCUUUCUUUGCAAUUUUAACUCCCCCUUCCUUCUGCAUUCAUAUUCAGCCUGUGCUAUCACAGCGUAUGGGUGGCUGUAACUGUGACUUUCCUAGAAAUCAUGAAACACAACUCUGCUAACACAUGAAUUCCCUUGGGAAUUAGAUUCAAAGACACGUAAUUUUUUUACUGAAAUGGAGCAGAAUUUCAUAUUGGUUCAAGUAUGUUUCUGUUUUAGCUAGCAAAAGUACAGAAUUCAUAACUGUCCUUUUAAUUUUACAUUUCUUUUUAAUUUCAUAGCAUAUUGGACACAAAUUAACAUUUGUGUUUUCCAUAGAGAAGUUGUUAAUUUUUGGAGGGGAGCACUUUUAAACAACAAAAUGUCUGCUUUUCAGAAUUGUGAAUAAAUGCCUAAACACAUCAUA
Molecule: messenger RNA, 2528 nt
Organism: Hemicordylus capensis (graceful crag lizard)
Lineage: Eukaryota; Metazoa; Chordata; Lepidosauria; Squamata; Cordylidae
Gene: BBOX1
Product: gamma-butyrobetaine hydroxylase 1
Exons: 8
Coding region: 342-1679 (445 amino acids)
Biological process (GO): carnitine biosynthetic process
Cellular component (GO): mitochondrion
Molecular function (GO): gamma-butyrobetaine dioxygenase activity; iron ion binding
Source: RefSeq, a predicted model, not a curated record